UUUUGUGAUGAAUACAUGACAAGUAUGUUUUGCAUGCGAAUCACAAUAUUUCGUGAUAAUCGCGAGAAUAUAUUUUAUCCCGUCAAAAGCAGUGAAACUGUUAAUAGAUAAUAUGUUUGUGUCAACACAAACCUGUGUUAAUAUCGUUUGACGAAUAUUUAUUCGGGUUAGUUUAAUUCUCGCAGCAAAGAUUGACAAAUAGAUUUCCAAAUAAUAAUAACAUGGCGGAAAAGGGUGCUUAUUUAACUGGAACCGUGUACAACAGGCCCACUCUUUUUGAAAUUCUUGCGCAGAAAUCACUUGCAGCUACUCUUGAACCAGCUUUCAAAAAGAUUCUUUCGUUUCUCAUAUCUUUCAAUUUUGAAAGAUAUGGACAUAUUCUUCAAUGGGAAGAUGAGGGCUAUUUGCUUUUUAACGCACUUCUCCAGAGAUAUUACUUGAGGAAGUAUUCUGCAUCCUUUUCUGAAACAUUCUAUGGUCUGAAACGUAUUGCGGUAGUUGACUCAAAACUUGAAGGAAAUCUAUCGCGCCGACAACAGAUGCUAUCAUUGAUAUCGCUUGUGAUGUUACCAUACUUGAAAAACAAGCUUGCACAACUCAGCUUGAAGUAUCAAUUUGAAGAAGCAGAUAAUUGCGAGACUCAAGGGAAAUUGAAGAAGCUCUUCCGCAAAUGUGUCAUUAAAGGACACUUAAUCUUCUUCACAUUGUACAAAACUUUAGAGGUGUACCGUUAUAUACUUUACAUAUCAGAAGAGUCAAUGUACCCAUCAUCCUUGUUAAGGCUGCUACGCAUCACAUUGACAUAUUCCAAACCACAGUCCACCGACACUAUCAUGGAUUUGCUGAGUAAAAUAAAGCAAAAUUCGUUCUCCGCCGACGACGGAUGGGACUUAUUUCAAAGAAUCGUUACUCGCUUCCUCGAACUUGGGGCUUUCUUCCUACAGUUUCUCUCAUGGUGGAAUCAAGAGAAUUAUAUGACAGACAUCAUGAGUCUUCCAUCACCACCACCUCCGAAUGUGCCAGAAACAGCGCUACGAUACAAGGGUACCUGUCCGCUUUGCCACAUGCCUCAGCGUGUACACACGGUGCUUAUGGUAUCUGGUUUUGUUUUUUGCUACCAAUGCAUUUUACCGGAAAUACGCGAAAACAAAAGAUGCCCGGUGACGCAUUACCCUGCCACAGAGGACGAUUUAGUGCGUCUCUACAUAGAUGCAUAGAAUAAUCUAUGUUUCUUAGCUAACAUGUAUUAUAUAUAUAGGCUAUUCCAUGUAAAAUAAUUCGAGUGUAAAUACAGCGCAAGUACCGUUUUUUUAAAUCAAUCGUACGUUACAUCACUAUUCCAAGAAGGUGUCGGAUUAUUCGCUCAUUAUAUAUUGUACAGAAUAUAUUGGACAAAUAAAGGGAAUCUCUUAUUCUCAAAAUAACAAACUUUAUUCUCAUGACUUCUCAGCAUAUUAAAUGGCAAGGUUCUAAUCGCUUCUAACCGCUAAAUUCUAAUGACUAUAAAUAUAAUCUUUACAAACUUACACUUCGAUGAAAUAUAUAGCGACCUAGAAUUUUAAAAUAAUAUCGUUAUCGUAAAGUUCAUAAUAAUUACGUACGCCGAGUCGGAGAACGGCAACAAAUAACAUUCCAGAGUAAUUUCGAUGUAUUAAUGCACGAUGCUUCGAACAUUGAAUUGCUAAUGCAGUGAAAGUACUCACAGUGUGACUACCGAUUAUGUACAAAUAACGCUCUCUAAAAAAAUACAACUGUCUAAGACACAUUAUAAUGUAAUAAGGCACAUUAUUCUUAAGAAUAUGUAAUGGAAUAUGUAAUAUAGUUACAACUCGGAGAGAAUUUUAUUCUUGCUUGCGACACAAAAACGUCGAUCGAUCUCUCCUGUUUUCUGUCAGCUUUUACUUUCGUUGACACUUUGCAAUCUCACCGAUUUAUUUACUUAUCAAUGGAGCUUAUCCGAAAAUAUCAUACAAAUAUUUAUCGUAUUUUUUGGACCAAUGUCUAGUGCCGAUAAUGACACAAUGUCACUUUACAAUUAUUGUACAUAUGUGUAAUCAUACCGGAAACAGUCAUGCAUUAGAUAUCGAAUAUCAGUACUAACUGCUAAUUGUAUCUAGAAUAUUGUGCGUUGUAAAAAGUGCCAAUAGACAUUUAUCGCUUUCUCUAUUUACAAACUUCGAGUCAAAAAUUAACGGAAAUAUGUCCAAUACAUAAAUUUCAAAUACCAAUUAAUAGCUAAACCGAGAAAGUUAGUCCGAAAUUAUAAUAUUCGCAGGUACAUUCUCUUAUGUCACAUACAAUACUGAUCGACGUUACUUUCCUUUGAAAUCCAAUGUAUUCAUAUGAUACAAAUUGUACAGGGGCCGAUUAAAGUGCAGAAUUUGGUUAAAAAUCGUAGCACUUUGCCGAAAUUGACGAACGCGAAAAAAAAUUUGUCGAUGCUCGAGUUUAUGAUGAUGCAAAAUGAAUCACAGAUAACGAUGCGAAUUUGGCUCAUGAGUGACGGUGAAGUGAGGUGAGAGAUAUAGACGAAGGAACUCUUAUAUACACACAUAUAAACAGAAAUAUAUUUUCCCGAUAAUAUAUUCAUUAUUUUGUCGUGGCAUGUUUUAUGUAGGACUGUAAAUAUUUCAUAUACAGCCUGCAUUGAAGUAAUCAUGAGCAUUUAGGGCGAAUGAUAAAUGCGCGAAUCAUCUGUCGUGUGUUCUUAUACGUUAAACAUGCAAACAGUUAUGCGACAAGUAUGGAUAAGAAGCCUCAAGAAGAAAUCGGCAGUCAUUCUAUAAUCAAAUAAGAGCCUUGCAACUUCAAUAUUUACUUUACGAUACUAUGCAUUGUCGUUUUUACUGCAAUAUAAUAUCAAGAUCAAGCAUCGUGUGUGAAGAUUUCAGCUGUUACAUUUCAGUUUUCGUGAAGCACUAUAAUUGACUUUAAUUGAUCCCUGGAGACAAUGGCUGUGUUCGACAGAAUGUAACGCUUCGUUAUGCAUUGAAACGAUUGGAAUUAUUCUGCUGUAUUCUCUCGAGCUGCUAUGAUAAUUCGCCUAAACUGAACUAUCGGCGGACGACAAUCAACACGUUUGAACGCGUUAAUACGCAUUAAUACGAGAAAUAUUUCCGAUUCUUUGGAAGAUAAAAAUAAACGUGUCGCAGAAGAAAACAGAAAAGUCAGUAUUCCGUUGCGAAGCGAUUGUAUUUUGCUGAACGCAACCAGAAUUACAAUUUGAAAAUAGAAAAACAUAUAUUACAUUUCUAUAAAAAAUAGAAUUCUCUUAAAAAAUUUUGUAUCUCCUUGUGUAUAUAUUGCCAAAAACAUUAAACGUGUUCGAUAAGCGUGCAAGAUAAAAAGACGUAACUGGAGACGAUACCAGAUAUGAAACGUCCCCGCUCGAAUUUAUAAGUAUACAUAUACAUAUUAAAACGGAUACGUACGGUCGGCAUCAUGUAUACUGUACAGAAGACUCUAUUAAUCAGAUACAUUGGCCCGUAUUCUGAACUCUCUUUUAUCGAUAAAGGUGUCUAAAAAUAGCUUAGGAACCACCCGAUUGGCUGAGAAACCACACUUAAGACACUUUUAUCGAUAAAAGUAAAUUCAAAAUAUGAAUUAUGUGCGAAUAAUAUUCGUAUAUCAUGAUUGUUGAUAAUUUGAUGAAUCAGCAACGAUGAUUCAAAACAAUUAAUUAAUAAUAUGCAAAUAUUAAAAAAUAGCACGUCUAAUGUUGGAAAUGUUCAAUGUCACUAUGUCUAAAAAAUGAGACAGCAUUAAUGAAGUCCUUUGUAUCAUUUCCUAGAUCGAACAUUACACAAUAUUUAACCUUACAUGUUAUAUGUAAGGCUGAAAAUCAUGUAAUUUUUCGUUUACAGAAUGGUACAGCAUAUAUGACACCGACCUUAUAUACGUAUUUAGGUGAAAAUAGCGCAUUCAUUUUGAUUUGUUUCGCGUCAUUUCCACAGGCGAGUCGAACGAUUACGUACUUUGAUCCGCUAGCAUGCAGAUUUCACCUGCCACGCUGCAUUUUAUAACAAUGUAAAAUAUACAUAUUGUGUGUACACAGAAUGUUCCAUCAGCACCGCACUGAGUCCUGGUACAAUAGUAGAUUCUUCAACAAAUCCACAGUCGAUUAAUUAUACACGUCAAUAUUAAAUAAAUAUUUGUAAAUCGUAGUUUACAUAAAAUCUAUAAGAUACAAUAAGAUACAAAUUUCGCUCAGAAGUCAAUCAGACGGGAACGCUUUGUCGUCAUCGACAAUAAUUUCCAAUACGUGCUGUCCGUAAAAGCAGAUCACUUUAUCCAUUUUCUACAACUUUCACGCGUUAAGAUAUUAACUCUGCCUAAAGAUAUAUUGAUUCCUCCAGAAGGUACGAAUUCAAGACAUCCGGCAGCAAUGAAACA
Messenger RNA from Dinoponera quadriceps, 4392 nucleotides. It is a transcript of the gene Pex12, whose product is annotated as peroxisome assembly protein 12. Gene Ontology annotation, molecular function: protein binding; ubiquitin-protein transferase activity; zinc ion binding. The record is from RefSeq and is a predicted model, not a curated record. Lineage: Eukaryota; Metazoa; Arthropoda; Insecta; Hymenoptera; Formicidae. Gene Ontology annotation, cellular component: peroxisomal membrane; peroxisomal importomer complex. The transcript is spliced from 6 exons. The coding region runs from base 222 to 1217 and encodes 331 amino acids. Gene Ontology annotation, biological process: protein import into peroxisome matrix; protein monoubiquitination.